Messenger RNA from Malania oleifera, 1613 nucleotides. Its product is annotated as mediator of RNA polymerase II transcription subunit 22a-like. Lineage: Eukaryota; Viridiplantae; Streptophyta; Magnoliopsida; Santalales; Ximeniaceae. Gene Ontology annotation, biological process: regulation of transcription by RNA polymerase II. The transcript has 6 exons. The record is from RefSeq and is a predicted model, not a curated record. Gene Ontology annotation, cellular component: mediator complex. Bases 919 to 1392 code for a protein of 157 amino acids. Gene Ontology annotation, molecular function: transcription coregulator activity.
ACAGUACGGUUAAAUGCCAUUUUUCCAGUAAUACCACCGCUCAAUUUCAAAAAUUAUAUAUUGAUAUCCUCUCCCUCCCAACCCGGCACCCUCAUGGCUCUUGCUCGUCUCUCGAACCCCCAACCAGAGAUUCCUCUCAACAUUUUCUGAAUCAACAUGAAACCCUAGCUCGCCAAACCUUGUUCGCGACCUCGAUUGUGGUCGGGUUGGGUUCUUCGUCGGAUUCUGAGUGAUUGUGGUCGAGUUGAGCUCUUCGAGCGUUGGGUUUAGGGUUCUUCAAACCCUAGCUACACUGUUCUUCGAUUGGGUUCUUCACUAGUAAAUUGAUAAGAAGAGAAGUAAGCAUUUGAGUUUGCGGGGGAGCUCAAACACAUGAAUGUUGGGUUGGGGGUUGCGGAGCAUCCUGCAACCAAAUCCAGCAUGGAGGCAGCUAGUUUCAAAGGCUGAGGGAAAUUGGAAUGCCAAAUUAUCAACCUUACGUUCAUAAAUUUUGCCAUUUCGAUCCAUCUUGUACCAGAAGGUGCCUUGAAAUUGUCCCUACACCCCUCAACUUCCACCUAAUCAAUAUGUUGUUCUCCGACACUUGCCAAAUCCUAAGAACCUCCAGCGGAGUUUCCCGGAACAGCACACGCCCGUGAUAUCUCAUUUGAAUUGUCAAAUUCACCCAAAAAGGAGACUUGAUGAUUCCUCUCAUAAAUCAAAAACCAUAAAUUUAGAAUAUUUUUUUAAACGAGUACCCAGAUGAGGAGAGGACAGGAGCGGAGAGCACGGGUUAAGGUAUAAAUGGGAUAACAAGGAGAAACAUUUAAAGCCAGAAACUGGGUUGCUGCGGCUUCGAGAAGGUCUUAAGGUGUUUGCAAACUUGCGAUUGGCAUCAGUGCUGCCCCAGUUUGUUUAUUGUGAAAAGGGACUCAGAAAAUGAAUAAAGGUGCUGGAGGAGGUGGAGGUGGCAGUGGUGGUGGAAGUGGGCCCACAGCCACAGCAGCGGCAUCUGCAGCAGCAAAGCAAAAGACGUUACUUCAGAGAGCUGAGACUGACAUCAGCAAUAUUGUGGAUAACUUCUCUGUCCUUGUUAAUGUGGCCCGGGUGAAUGAUCCACCAGUCAGAAAUUCACAAGAAGCUUUCAUGAUGGAGAUGAGAGCAGCCCGAAUGGUUCAGGCGGCAGAUUCUUUACUUAAGCUGGUAUCUGAACUGAAGCAGACAGCGAUAUUUUCGGGGUUUGCAUCUCUUAAUGACCAUGUAGAGCGACGAACCGCUGAGUUCAACCAACAGGCUGAAAAAACUGACCAUAUGUUGGCUAGAAUCGGUGAGGAGGCAGCUGCAAGCCUUAAGGAGCUUGAAUCCCAUUACUAUUUUUCCGCUGAUCGGACAAAUCAAACACUAGAGCCAUGAAGUGGGUUCCAAAGGAAGCAAUUCUUUGGUCCCGUAUUGGCAAAUAACUGUUUUUCCAGAGUUGAUAUUUACUUUAUUUUUCUUAAAAUUUUGAUUCAUCUUGUUUAUGCAAAAAUCUUUCAAUGCUUACGUUGAGUGGUAAGCUGUAUUGAUUAUGAACUCACUCUGUUUAUAUUAAUUUUUAUAUAUUAAAAAAAAAAUCUAAGGUGUAAACAUAUCAA